AGCCGAAGUGCCAGGCAAUACUAACUCUGUAGUUUGUUAGACCUUAUAAACAGAAAUUGUACUUUCUGGAAAUGUAACGUAUUAUUUUCUAGUGUUUUCAUGUCAUAUUCCUUAAUCAAAAAUGGAAAAAUUAUUGCAUUUCAAUGUUUAUUGGAUUAUCUAUUCAUUCUUGUUAAAAUAUGUGAUUUGUAUAAAACGUGAAGUGACUGUGGGUGUACUUUUACAAGAUUUAACUUCUCAAAUCAAUAUUCCAUUGAAUAGUACAAUUUAUAAGAAAAACAUGUUUGAACACAUAGUUCCUUUCUCGAGUAGAAUUAUGUCAGUUUCUGGAACGGAUAAUUUUGAAGCAAGCCAAACUUUAUGUAAUAUGUUGGAAGGAAAUGAGGGUGUUAUAGCCGUAUACUCAGACGCUAUAAAUACCAUCCCAAUAUUAGAGUCAACUUGUACAAAUUUUGAAGUACCAUUCAUAACGACUUCUUGGAGAAACCCACACCCAACAAAAAAAUAUGGAGAUGCAGAAUCUGGAGCUUUAGUCAGUUUUUUUCCUGAAGCCGAAGCUUAUGCAAAAGGUCUUGCCGAAAUUGUGAAAAGUCUCCAAUGGAAUAGUUUUAUAAUUAUAUAUGAAACCGAAGAAGGCUUAAUACGCAUGCAAGAAAUAUUGAAAUUGCAAGAACUUAGUCCUGCUUCGAAGAGAAAUAACAUCCUUGUGAUGCAGCUUGGCUCCGAUCCGGAUUACAGGCCUCUGCUUAAAAAGAUUAAAAACACAACUGAAGACAAUAUUAUUUUAGACUGUCAAACAACAAAAAUAUUACCGGUAUUAAAUCAAGCCAAAAACUUAGGAAUGCUGAAUUUACACAACAGAUACUUUUUAACAUCGUUGGAUGCUCAUACUUUAGAUUUUGCGUCUUUAAAUACCACAGCCAAUAUCACUACCAUACGGCUCCAUGACCCUAAAAGUGACGAUUUUCGAAAUACCAUUCAUAGAUGGGAACUCACAGAAUUUGAGAAUCACAAUAAAAGGGUUCCAUUGGAUUAUUUGUCUAUAAAGACUGAAACCGUACUUUUUCAUGAUGCUAUACUUCUAGUAACUGACAGUAUAAAUGCAAUAUCAGUCAAAUUUAACAUUAAUAACAAACCAAUUUCAUGUAAUGGUAAUGAUACAUCCGACUAUGGAUUUACCCUUAGACAAUACAUUCUAAUUAAUACUCCAUCGCUUACACUGACAGGACCUAUAAAAUUUAACGAUAAAGGGGAACGAAUCGAUUUUAAUAUCCACGUUGUUGAUAUCCUAGACGAUACGGUUAUAGCUACAUGGUUCGCCAAUAACGAAUCUCUCACCUUAGCAAGAAGUGACAACCAAACCGUCGACGCAGCUAUUUCAAAUCUUCAAAAAAUUACAGUUAUUGUAUCUUCAAGAAUUGGUGAACCUUACUUGAUGCUUCGUGAACCAAAAUAUGAAGGUGAGAUCUUGACUGGAAAUUAUCGUUAUGAAGGGUAUUCCAUGGAUUUGAUAGAUAAAAUUGCGAAAAUUAUAGGAUUCAAUUAUCAGUUCGAAAUUACCGAUAAAUAUGGAAAUUAUGAUAAAGUCGAAAAAAGAUGGAACGGUUUAAUAAGAGAAGUCUUAGAAAAGAGAGCUCAUUUAGCAAUUUGUGAUUUGACAAUAACUCCUGAACGGAGAGAAGUAGUUGAUUUUAGUAUGCCAUUCAUGACUUUAGGUAUAGGAAUUUUGCACAAGAUGCCUGAUAAGGGUGAUGUGAAUAUGUUCGGUUUUUUGGAUCCUUUUUCGCCUAUCGUUUGGAUAUACACUGCUACGCUGUAUCUGAUAAUAUCUAUUGUAUUAUUUUUUAUCUCCAGAAUGACUCCAGGUGACUGGGAAAACCCUCAUCCGUGCGAAGAAAACCCAGAAGAAUUAGAAAAUAUCUGGGACGUAAAAAAUUGUCUUUGGCUUACUCUUGGAUCUAUAAUGACCCAAGGUUGUGACAUUUUACCAAAGGGAAUUUCGUCGAGAUUGGCAGUAGGUAUGUGGUGGUUCUUCUCACUUAUUAUGACCAGUUCCUAUACCGCAAACUUAGCCGCGUUUUUGACUAAAGCUAAUUUAGAACCACCCAUAGAUGGCGCGGAAGCUCUCUCCAAACAAACUAAGAUAAAGUAUGGUUGUUUGGCAAACGGAGCGACGGAAUCCUUCUUCAAAAACUCUAAUUUUUCUACAUAUCAAAGAAUGUGGAUGAGCAUGCAACAAACGAAGCCAAGCGUAUUUGAAGAGAGCAAUCCUGAAGGUGUACAAAGAGUGAGAACCACGAAAAAUUCUUUAUACGCUUUCCUAAUGGAAUCCACGCAAAUUGAAUAUGAAGUUGAAACAAAAUGUGAUUUAAAACAAAUCGGAAGACUAUUGGAUAGUAAAAGUUUUGGAAUCGCCAUGCCCAUGAAUUCUCCGUAUAGAAGCGCGAUAAAUCGAGCAGUACUGAAAUUGCAGGAGUCUGGAGAACUAGGAGAUUUGAAAAAAAAGUGGUGGAAAGAGAAACAAAAAGAACCAUCUUGUCCAGCACCAAGUGAGGAAGAAGAUUCUUUAAAAUUGGACCUAGCAAAUGUUGGUGGAAUAUUUUUGGUAUUGGGAAUUGGAAUAGCAAUGUCUUGUGUAUUUGCAAUAUUAGAGUUUCUAUGGAAUUGUAGAACAAUAUCUGUACAAGAGCACAUUAGUUUUAUGCACGCACUUAAAAUCGAGCUGAAGUUCGCGUGCAACAUCUUCAUAACCAAGAAACGAGUCAAACCACUUUUGUCGGAAAAUGGUUCAUCCGAGAGAAGUGAAAAAGACGAUGAAAAGAACGAAAGCAAAAGCAUGAUACAGAGUAUGUUACAGAGUAUUGGAUCCAACUUAAACUUAAAUGAAUAAAAAAUAAUGUUAUUAUUGUAGUUAAAUGUAUAAAUAAAAUUGUUUCAACACGAUUGGUUCAAUAA
Molecule: messenger RNA, 2955 nt
Organism: Diorhabda carinulata
Lineage: Eukaryota; Metazoa; Arthropoda; Insecta; Coleoptera; Chrysomelidae
Product: glutamate receptor ionotropic, kainate 2-like
Exons: 17
Coding region: 122-2890 (922 amino acids)
Biological process (GO): synaptic transmission, glutamatergic; modulation of chemical synaptic transmission; monoatomic ion transport
Cellular component (GO): postsynaptic membrane; plasma membrane
Molecular function (GO): glutamate-gated receptor activity; transmitter-gated monoatomic ion channel activity involved in regulation of postsynaptic membrane potential
Source: RefSeq, a predicted model, not a curated record